Messenger RNA from Pseudovirgaria hyperparasitica, 1023 nucleotides. Its product is annotated as mitochondrial carrier. Gene Ontology annotation, cellular component: mitochondrial envelope. Lineage: Eukaryota; Fungi; Ascomycota; Dothideomycetes; Acrospermales; Acrospermaceae. The transcript is spliced from 3 exons. The coding region runs from base 1 to 1023 and encodes 340 amino acids. Gene Ontology annotation, biological process: mitochondrial transport; carnitine transmembrane transport. The record is from RefSeq and is a predicted model, not a curated record. Gene Ontology annotation, molecular function: O-acyl-L-carnitine transmembrane transporter activity.
AUGCCAACACUAGAUCAGACAAAAGAGAGAGUUCAAGAGACGGUAAAGCACACGGUCGAACAAGUCAAAGAUGCUGUACCGAAGGAGAUCCCAUCUGCCGCGGAGCUAAAAGAGGACGUUGUUGAAGGCACAAAGAAGUCUGCAGAGAGCUUGCGUGCAUUUGCUGCAGGUGCUGUUGGUGGUGUGUUCUCUGUGGCAGUAGGACAUCCUUUUGAUCUGGUCAAAGUGCGGCUGCAGACUGCCGAGAAGGGGGUGUACACUGGCGCUAUUGAUGUUGUGAAGAAGACGAUUGCGAAAGGUGGACCAAUCUCGUUAUAUGCAGGUGUAUCAGCUCCGUUGACCGGUGUGACGCCUAUGUUCGCCGUAAACUUCUGGGGUUACGAUGUAGGAAAACAGCUCGUACGAUCGGUCUCGGAAGUCAAGGACAACCAAUAUAGCGUUGGGCAGAUCACAGCUGCAGGCUUCUUCUCCGCUAUCCCCAUGACCUUCGUCGCCGCCCCUAUGGAGCGCGUGAAGGUUCUGCUUCAAAUACAAGGCCAGAAAGACCUUAAGCCAGGCGAGAAACCCAAAUACGCUGGCCAGAUGGACGUUGUCCGUCAACUAUACAAGGAAGGCGGUAUCAGGAGUGUAUACAGGGGGAGCGCCAUGACCCUUGCUCGUGAUGGGCCCGGAUCAGCCGUCUAUUUCGCGACAUAUGAGACAAUCAAGCGGAGACUGACGCCAAAGGAUGAAAAUGGGAAGCCUGGCAGUUUAAGUCUGACAGCGGUAUGUGCGGCUGGAGGUGCUGCUGGUGUGGCUAUGUGGCUGCCUGUCUUUCCAGUCGACACGAUCAAGAGCAGACUGCAGAGCGCAGAUGGCAACCCAACAAUAAGUAGCGUGGUGAAAGGACUAUACUCAAAGGGUGGUCUGAAGGCGUUUUUCCCCGGUAUGGGCCCUGCUAUGGCAAGGGCAGUACCAGCUAAUGCAGCAACGUUCUUGGGUGUAGAAUUGGCCCAACAAGCGAUGACGAAGAUGUUUGGGUAA